CCAUAUCUGCACCCAGAUCUCUUGCCUCUCUCGCACCCUGCGUCUGUCUCGCAGUUUUCCAGCAUCGUCCAGCCGUCACACUCACUCUCAGGACGACACUGGGCAGAAGCAACAACAUGGCUUUACGAAUGAAGGCUUCCAUGUUCGUGGGACUUUUCCUGCUUUCUCUGGCCUGGAAAGCCUGGGCCACGGUGCAGGUGAACAUGGAGGACAGAGUGGAGGUGUUUCUGGGGGACACGGCCCAGAUCACAUGCAUGUUCACGGUCUCAGACAGCCCCGACAACGUCAUUAUCCAGUGGUACAUGAUCACAAAGACCAAUGUCCGCUUGAGGAUCUACUACGGAAACAGCACCAUGCAGGUAGUCGACCGGGGCGGGCAGUUCACAGACAAGAUCAGUGUGAACGGGAUGGGGAAUAGCAGCGAGGUGGUGCUGACCAUCAGGGACGUGAAGCUGGAGGAUGAGCUAGAGUUCAUCUGCCAGGUCAACGAGAUGUCAGCCGGUAGCGAGGAGGGACGCACUAUGCUCAAGGUGUUCGUGUCACCUGAUCGUCCAAUCAUCACGGGGGAGGAAUCUGGGAUCUCUGUCAGCAAUGAGAACCCAUCAAAGAUGGGGAGCUGUGAGGCUAAGAACGGCUACCCCAGGCCCAACAUCACUUGGUACCGUGACCGGGGCUCACUGCAGAACACGCCAGGCGAGGUCAGUGUGAUGACCCUGGUCACCAAGGAGUCCAGUGGUCUGUACACUGUCCAGAGUGACCUUCACCUGAAUGUCGUCAAGGAAGACAAGGAUUCGUUCUUCUACUGCGAAGUCAGCUACCUCGUCCCUGGUGGAACCAAGAUGACUGAAACCAACAAGAUCAACAUUACUGUCUACUAUCCAACCACUUCUCUUGAUGUGUGGGUGGAGUCACCAAAGGGGCGUGUCAAAGAAGGAGACACAGUUGAGGUUCAUUGCCGUGCCGACGGGAAUCCUCAACCACCCUUUACAUUCAUGCACAAUAUGGAGGAGCUGAAAUCUGAGCCGAACGUAUUGGUCCUGAAAGACGUGACGCGGCAAAGCAACGGCAACAUCACGUGUACAGCACUGGACCUGGACACGUAUGAAGAAAUCCUAGGGCAAACAGAGCUCUUCGUCGACUAUCUGGACCCGGCUGUGUUGAUUCCCAAAGACACCCAUGUCAUGGCCCAGGGAGAGGAGCUGAGGGCCACAUGCAACGCUCUGUCCUCCCUGCCCACACACACCGUAUGGUUCAAGGAAAAAAAGUUGCAGAGGGCCCACACACUGACCCUGAAGGACGCUGUGUUUGACAUGGCGGGGACGUACGUGUGUGUGGUGAAGGUGCCUUCACUGGGAGGACUGGAGACCAGUGGCUCUUUACGUGUCUUCGUACAGGGACCCCCAGAGAUCAAGAAGUCAGCAGACCCAGUCCAGGAGGUGAGCCCAGAGAAGUCCCAGAACCUGAGCUGCCACGCUAGAGGAUACCCAACCCCUGUUAUCACCUGGAGCUCCUCUGACAAAUCACAGGUCCUGAAGUUGUCCCAAAGAGAGACAGUGGACGAGGUUCUCAGUGUGGUGAGCGUCAAGGUGACCUCUGACAUCACAGCCUACUGCAACGCCUCCAACGAGCACGGCACAGUCUCCGUCUCCUUCAGCCUCAAAGCCAUUGUCCAAACGACCUCGUCAGCUCUCAGUACUACAGUAACGACUCCAUUAGUUCCAGUAACAGUGGUAGCUCCAGUGACAGUAACAACAGUAACCCCAGUAACUCCUCCGAAGAGAGUCAAGAAAGAGGGCAGCGGUGUGGUCAUAGCUGUCAUCAUCAUCUGUAUUCUCCUGCUGGCUAUCCUUGGCAGUGUGCUGUACUUCCUGUACAAGAAGGGCAAGCUCCCAUGUGGGCGUUCGGGCAAGCAGGAUCUUACCAAACCGAAUAAGGGCGGCAUAGUGGUGGAGAUGAAGAGUGACAACACAGAGGAGGCCGUGCUUUUAAGUGUCAACGGAGACAAGAAACCUCCUAGUGACCAGGGUGAUAAGUAUAUGUACGUGCAGAAGUGAGCGUAGGUGUGUGAGGGGGCGACUGCUGCAGCUGCUCCCAGGUCCAGUUCACUCUCUCAGGG
This is a messenger RNA of Salvelinus sp. IW2-2015, 2116 nucleotides long. The record is from RefSeq and is a predicted model, not a curated record. NCBI's taxonomy places the organism in Eukaryota, Metazoa, Chordata, Actinopteri, Salmoniformes, Salmonidae.